AAACCACUGAUCCAUCUCUCUCUGUCUCUCAUCUAAAGCCAUCAUAAACUCAAAGUUGUAUUGUGGGUCGUGAAGUGAUUACUAGUUUUUAGUGACCAAAUUCAUUACCCAACUUCACUCCCACGUCACCCCCCCCCCCUUUGGCCCUUAUAUAUAAUCAUCAAUUCCUCUUACCAUUUUACUAUUCCCCUUCUAAUUACCUAUCUUUUAGCUUCUUCUAUCCAUCUUUGCCCAUGGGAGAUCACCACAACGUCAACCUCCCUCCCGGAUUCCGAUUCUAUCCCACCGACGAGGAGCUUGUCGUCCAUUUUCUCCACCGCAAGGCUGCCUUGUUGCCCUGCCACCCCGACGUCAUCCCCGACCUCGAUCUCUUCCCUUACGAUCCCUGGGAACUCCACGGGAAGGCGUUGGGAGAGGGCAACCGAUGGUAUUUCUACAGCAGAAAGAUUGAGGCUCGUGUUACUGAUAAUGGCUACUGGAAGCCAUUGGGCAGAGACGAGCCGGUGGUCUCCGCCGCCACCUCCGACAUCGUCGGGAUGAAGAAGUAUUUCGUCUUCCACGUAGGCGAAGUCGGCGCCGCCACCGGAGCUGCCAAAACCAACUGGAUAAUGCACGAGUUCCGUCUUUGCGACGGCGCCUCUUCCUCCACCGCCGCCGCCAGAUCAUCCAAACGUCGAGGACGUCCAAAAAGGGAUUACAGCAAAUGGGUGUUGUGCAGAGUCUACGAGAGAGAUGAAGAGAAGGAAGAAGAAGAUGGGGCAGAGCUGUCUUGUUUGGAUGAAGUUUUUUUAACGUUGGAUGAUCUUGAGGAAAUAAGUCUACCCAAUCGCAUCCAAUGAAACACAAUUAUUAUUAUUAUUACAGCCCCUUCCCCCACCCAAAUCCCAAAAUUACCCAACCCCACCUCUUUUUUUCUUUUUCUUUAUUAUAUUAUAUGUUACUUUAAUUAAUUAGUUCUAUAAAAAAAUCCCUUUUUCC
Messenger RNA from Momordica charantia (bitter melon), 978 nucleotides. RefSeq names its product xylem NAC domain 1 (gene XND1). The record is from RefSeq and is a predicted model, not a curated record. Gene Ontology annotation, biological process: system development; regulation of DNA-templated transcription. Gene Ontology annotation, molecular function: DNA binding. Lineage: Eukaryota; Viridiplantae; Streptophyta; Magnoliopsida; Cucurbitales; Cucurbitaceae.